This is a messenger RNA of Strongylus vulgaris, 1308 nucleotides long. NCBI's taxonomy places the organism in Eukaryota, Metazoa, Nematoda, Chromadorea, Rhabditida, Strongylidae. The record is from the annotation of a GenBank genome assembly.
UACUUUCUGUAUAUUUCAUUUAAAAUAUUUUUUAGACCUCGAAUUCCUCUCACUCGCGAACAACUCACUCACACACAUCGCCACAGAGGCAUUUGCCUCCUUGACACAUCUCAAACAUCUCGAUCUCUCCCAUAAUGACCUACUCUCCUUACCCAAGAAUGUCUUCAACAAACUCAAAAAUCUCGAGACGUUGAUCCUAUCGAACAAUGAGCUGCAACUUUCGCCAGACUGUUUCGCAGGGCUUUCCUCGCUACGAGAACUGGACCUUACAUCGAAUAGACUUAGUUAUCUACCACCUUCGCUCGAAGCAGGCCAGUUUUCUGCACUGCGCAAUUUGGAAACGUUAAAUAUUGCUGACAAUCUUAUCAGUGAUAUCUACGAUGGCGCAUUUUUUGGAAUGGACAAUCUAACAGUGUUGAACAUGACGAAUAACCAGCUUGUACGACUUCCUGGGAAUACUUGGCCGCUGCCAACUCUUCAGUCACUAGAUUUGUCUGGAAAUCCAUUCGUCGCCUUAGAGACUGCUUCCUUCGAUACGUUGCCGUCGCUGCAAUUUCUGAAUUUGUCGAAUUGCAAGAACUUGAAGACAAUUCAUAUGGCCGCCUUCGUCUCACUAUCAUCUCUGAAAACGCUGGAUCUAUCAAACUGCGCUUUGAAUCACAUAGCUCCAACUGCUUUCCAGCCAUUCCCACCACUUACGAUGCUAUCCCUAGCCGGGAAUCGUCUACAGACACUUCCAUCCUCAAUGCAACUAUCUACAGUAGCCGCCGUGGAUCUCGACAACAAUCCUUGGGAUUGUUCCUGUGAACUUCGUGCUUUGCAUUUGCAAUCAACGGCCCUUUGCGCUUCACCCGAAUCUUUGGCUGGCAUUCCGCUUAAGGAACUCGACACUUGCUCAAUCCUCCACGGAAUGGCACUUCCGCUAAUUCUCAGUGUCGUCGUGCUCUUCUUAAUUGUCAUCCUAAUAUCCAUCCUACUUAUGAAAAAGCCAACACCUCAUCGAUCCUCCAUCUAUCACCAUCAAGCUCUGAUCAACGCUCUUUCUCGAAAGGAGUACGGUUUUGACCAGGCCACAACUCUUAUCAACGCUCUUUCUCGAAAGGAGUACGGUUUUGACCAGGCCACAAGUCCAUACUGUACGAGCGACGAGUCCCAGGACUCCGCAUAUGAAAGUCCCACGUCGGCUUUUCUCCCCAGGCAGAAAGCUCCAUUACGACCGCCUCCCUCACAUCUUCCACCACUGGUUGCACCAGACGGGAACUAUCGAAUUUUGACCAAUUAUCCUGUGCCAAUGACGCAGUUGUAAAU